AUGGAAUACACCAACACCAGUAAGGUGAACAUCUCUUUAAUAACUUCUGAUCAUAAUAUUAAAAUCACCAACAAUGAUAUUGCUGAUAUUCAUAGAAGUCAAGGAUUAACUGAUGAUGAUUUUGAUGUUGAAGGAGAUUCAUUUGAUGAAGAAGGACUGGUAAAUAGUGACUAUUAG
Messenger RNA from Scheffersomyces coipomensis, 177 nucleotides. RefSeq lists its product as uncharacterized. The transcript has 2 exons. The record is from RefSeq and is a predicted model, not a curated record. Lineage: Eukaryota; Fungi; Ascomycota; Pichiomycetes; Serinales; Debaryomycetaceae. The coding region runs from base 1 to 177 and encodes 58 amino acids.